AUGGAGGCCGGUAGGGAGCGAAUGGCCGCCGCUGCCGCCGCCGGUUCCGCGGCCAACGCUGCCAACCGCGGUGGGUCCUCCCGCGCGAAGCAGAUGCCCGACUCCACGCCGAAGCUCCGGAUGACCUGCGACCGGUGCGCCAUGUUCAAGGUCCGGUGCGACAAGAGAAGGCCGAGCUGUGAACGGUGCGAGGCCGCACAGGCCCAGUGCGUCUACGGCCCAUAUCGCUGGAAGGGCAAGCCCAGUGCAGCCCGUUCGCCGUCCGUGAUGAACACAGGACAGGCGGCCACGGCCACGGCAGCACGGACAACAGCAACAACGGCAGCAACGCCCAAUACGACGACGACGACGACAACAACCGCAACCGCCGCAAGCACGACCUGCAGCUCACCUUCUGCCAGUUCAGGGAGCCUGAGAGCAACCCCCAGCUGGGACUCGGCAGCAGUGCCGCUCCUGCAGGAGCCAUUCGGUCUCGCUGGGCAGAAGGCUCCUCCAUGGUCACUCCCCGACUUUUCUGCCGGCAGCGUAGAUCCGGAUCUCCACGGCUGGGACAUCAGUUGGAUGGAUGUCGAUCCUCACGAGCCGGGGCCCGGACGGUCGGAUACGGGCGACAGUCUCAUGCUUACAGAUAAUGCCGAGACACUGGGCGAGUUUGCCCAGUUAGAACCGCCCUUCGACCCGGCACUGCGUAGGCCAAGACACGGUAACUCCGAGGCGACGCUACCAUUGCCGACUGAAGCACAGGAGCCCCAGGCGGGUUACUGCGAGCCCGUCUCCGAGGCUCCGGCUUUUCGGCGCGGCCCGUGCAGGUGCGCAGGCCUCGCGUCUGCCGUCUUGCAUAACAUGUACAACGCCGAGUCCCGCUGGCACUGCGACGGCAGCGGAAGCAGCACCAGCAGCACCAGCAGCACCAGCAACGAACCCUUUCUUCCGCGGAGCGACCAGAUCAUCAGGCUCAACCGCACGGCGGUCCGGCACCUGGAGCAGCUCCUGUCCUGCGACUCGGAAACGUGCACGCACGACUCGGCGGUGCCGUUGCUGGUCGCCGCCAUAUGCUCCAAGGUGCUGUCCUGGUACCGCGCGGUCUUCUCGGCCGUAUCGCGCCAGCCGUCGCCAGCCUCGAGCCCGGCAGAGUCGGCCGCGACGCCAACUGACAGCACCACCACCACCAACAACAACAACAGCAACAGCAGCAGCAGCAGCAGCAGCAACAGCAACAGCAACAGCAACAGCAACAGCAACAACAACAACACGACCUCGGACCUGAUCGACCCGAGCCUGCUGGAGCCGCUGUCGGAGAUCCUCACGCCGAUCCAGCUGGGCGAUCUGCGGCUCGACUGCCUGGCCAAGCAGCGCAUGAAGGCCCAGUUCCUGCUGUGCGAGGUGCAGAAGCUGAGCAAGGUGCUGGACCUCCUGCGGCGGCCGCCCGCCAAGGUGGGUCGCACGCCGCGGGCAUCUGAUCAUCCCGGGCCGUCGUCCGCGCGGGAGCCGUUGGUCCCGGCCAUGCACCAGUUCCUCUCGGCGAACCUGCACCACCUGACCACGCUGAUCAAGGAGUACUGCAUUGCCGAGCUACCCCGGCAGUAG
This is a messenger RNA of Thermothielavioides terrestris NRRL 8126, 1587 nucleotides long. RefSeq lists its product as uncharacterized. Gene Ontology annotation, molecular function: DNA-binding transcription activator activity, RNA polymerase II-specific; zinc ion binding; DNA binding. The record is from RefSeq and is a predicted model, not a curated record. The transcript has a single exon. Gene Ontology annotation, cellular component: nucleus. Gene Ontology annotation, biological process: aflatoxin biosynthetic process; regulation of transcription by RNA polymerase II. The coding region runs from base 1 to 1587 and encodes 528 amino acids. NCBI's taxonomy places the organism in Eukaryota, Fungi, Ascomycota, Sordariomycetes, Sordariales, Chaetomiaceae.